Messenger RNA from Delphinapterus leucas (beluga whale), 3200 nucleotides. NCBI's taxonomy places the organism in Eukaryota, Metazoa, Chordata, Mammalia, Artiodactyla, Monodontidae. The record is from RefSeq and is a predicted model, not a curated record.
CGCGGGUGGAGGCCACGCUGAAGCCGGUGGGGCGGGAGCGCGGGGAAGCGAUCUCCGCGGCCCGCGCACUCCCCCGGGACUGGCACCUCGCUCCGUGGGUGGGGCACAGGGCCCUGCAGGGGAAAGUGAAGUGAUGAAGCACAUGUGAUUUGGAGACAGAAGCCAGAAACUCCUCUGCCUUGCCACGUGCCAGCUCUGUGAUCCCAGCCGCUGUGGCACAGUCCUCAGCAGACAAGGAAAUGAGAAAAGUACCAAACAGUGGGAACCUGAGGGUGACGAAGGUGGCGUACCCGCUGGGGCUGUUCGUGUGCCUGUUCACCUGCGUCGCCUACAUCAAGUGGCACUGGGCCUCCGCCCCCCGGGCCUUCCUCGGCAUCCCCGAGGUGGCCACGGGGGCCCGGAGGGGCCAGCAGUCCCGCAGUCCCCCGGGGACAGCUGCCCGCGGGCCUGAGGUCUUCUACGGCAUCAUGUUCGACGCGGGGAGCACUGGCACCCGAGUGCACGUCUUCCAGUUCAGCCGGCAGCCUGGAGAAACUCCCACCUUGACCCAUGAAACCUUCAAAGCACUGAAGCCAGGUCUUUCUGCUUAUGCUGAUGACGUUGAUAAGAGCACCCCGGGAAUUCAGGAGUUACUGGACAUUGCUAAACAGAACAUACCCUUUGAAUUCUGGAAGGCCACCCCCUUGGUCCUCAAGGCCACAGCUGGUUUACGUCUGUUACCAGGAGAAAAGGCUCAGAAGUUACUGCGAAAGGUGAAAGAAGUGUUUGAGGCGUCGCCGUUCCUCGUAGGGGACGACUGUGUCUCCAUCAUGAACGGGACGGACGAAGGUGUUUCCGCGUGGAUCACCGUGAACUUCCUAACAGGCAGUCUGAAGACCCCCGGGAGGAGCAACGUGGGCAUGCUGGACCUGGGCGGAGGGUCCACCCAGAUCACCUUCCUCCCGAGAUUCGAGGGCACCCUUCAGACCUCCCCGCCCGGCUUCCUCACGUCCCUCCAGAUGUUUAAUAGGACCUACAGGCUCUACUCCUACAGCUACCUGGGGCUCGGCUUGAUGUCAGCGCGGCUGGCGGUUCUAGGCGGCGAGGAGGGAAAGCCUGCUGAGGAUGGAGCAGAGUUGGUCAGCCCUUGUUUGUCUCCCGGUUUCAGAGGAGAGUGGGAGCACGCUGAAGUAACGUACAGGGUGUCAGGACAGGAGGCAGGGACCCGAUUUCCCGGCAAGCCUCCAGUGAGGGAGGAUCUGGACGUCCCUCGGCUUCGAGCAGACAGCCAGGCGUGGCUGUGGGCCUGGCAGCUCUGUGGGAAAUGGCUUCUCCUCCCACACCCGCCACCUGUGCUCCUGCGAGGGCGGGAGAGGCCACAGAGCCCCAGGCCUGUCUCACCCACAGGGUCCCGCGGCUUUGUGCUCUGAGUUUCUUCUAAAAGAGAUGCUGAAGCGUUGUGUCCAAGCUGGGCACGUGGGCGUGAGGUUUGCCUCUGGUGACAGGGCUGUUGCUACUCACAGCACUUCUGACGCCAAACGUGGGGGUUUUCCCACAGCGGCCAGUCCUCUGGCAGCAGCAGGGUGUCCUGCGAGUCACUUCGUUCCGACACUGACUUCCAGAGUCAGUGCAGCCCCCAUCAGAUGAGGCCCUCCCCGACCUUUGCAAGUGCCGGGCCUCCCAUUCUUCUGACAAAUCAGGGGUUCCCACGGCCUCCUCCUCAAAUUUGAUAAUUUGCUGGAAGCACUCACAGAGCUCAGGGAACAUGUUCCUAUCACUGGUUUCUUAUCAAGGACACAGCUGAGCAACAGUGAAAUGGGAGAGAGGCACAGGGCAGGCGUGUCAGGAGAGCGCCCGGAGCCCCCCUCUCCCCGGGAGCCCCCCUUCCCGGGAGCAACCCCCUCUCCCUGGGAGCACCCUACCCCCGGGAGCAUCCUCUCCCUGGGAGCAGCACCUGCAUGUGUCUCCAACCCGGAAGCUCUCUGAGCCCCAUCGUGUAGGGUUUGUACAAGGCUCAUGGCGGAGGGACUGACUAACUCAGUGGCUGCUGGUGACUGACUUAAUCCCCAGCCCCCCGCCCACUCCCUUAGGGGUGGGGCUGAAAGUUGCAGCCCUCUAAUCACCAGCUCCGAUCCUGAAGCCAUCAGGACCCACCCGGAGUCACCUCAUUAGCACAACCCAGGUGGAUUGAAAGGGGCUUAUUAUGAAUCACAGAACGCCUCUCUCACUCUCACCACUCAGGGUCUUACAAGGCUUCACAAUCUCUGUGCCAGGAACCCAGGGUGGAGAACAAAUGCAUGUUCCUUACUAUCCAGUGAUAAACGGAAGGGGGCUGUGGGUACCGGGGGAGAUCGCGGUCUAAAGACAACCAGGGAAGGCCUUAUGGGGUGAUACCUGAGACAAGACGUGAAGAAAUGGGAAGUGAGCGCCAAGCCGAGGGAGCAGCACAUGCAAAGGACCAGAGGCGGCUGCUAUGUUUAAGGAACAUGGAAGAGGUGGUGUGAUGGGUCAGACGAGGGAGAGUGCAGGGAGAUGAGGUCCCAAGUGCAAGGAUGCAGCUCCCAGGGCCCUGGGAGAGCUAAAUGGAGCUGCCGUCAGACGUGGAGCAGGGCUGGGGCAAGCUCAGACCUGGGUCCAGGUGUGGGCUGUGGGCAUCCAUGUCCACUGACUCAGUCUUGUGUUGUCGCUCUCCUUCUGAGCAAGGAGUCAGUGACCAGCCCUGUGAGCUUGGCACGCUGCCUGUAGGCCCCAGCUUCCUCAUCUGUGACAGGAGGGAGGUGCAGGCCCCACCCAGGCGGCUGGUGAGAUGGGGUGGGACAGUGCACACUCGAGCUCAGCACAGGGCUGGCAGGGUGAGCGUGGGGUGGACCCACUGGGCUGCGUCACGGCAGCUGGAGGCGCCCAGCUGGAGGCGCGUGACCUUCAGGGUCGGGCCACACUCUCUCGGGCCACCUUUUGUGCUCACAGUUUCUCCCCUUGAGCUGGCCGCAGCACGUGGCCCCUGAAAAGUUGCUGGUGAGCACCCCCAGGUCGCAGUCACCCUGGGCUAUGUGGUCAGGCGCCCAGAGCCCACUGACCGCUGAGUCUGCUCUCCCUUCGCUCCAGCGGGGAGCCUUUACCAGCUGUGCGCCCACCGAGUGUCCGAGAUCCUCCGAAACAAAGUGCACAGGACGGAGGAAGUGAAGGACGUGGAUUUUUAUGCCUUUUCCUACUAUUAUGAC